Arabidopsis thaliana (thale cress) is the source of this 1788-nucleotide messenger RNA. RefSeq names its product RING/U-box superfamily protein. The transcript has 7 exons. Bases 132 to 1223 code for a protein of 363 amino acids. The record is from RefSeq and is marked reviewed. Lineage: Eukaryota; Viridiplantae; Streptophyta; Magnoliopsida; Brassicales; Brassicaceae. Gene Ontology annotation, molecular function: zinc ion binding.
CUUAAAUUUAAUGAAUAUAAACCACAACUAUUUCUUCAUUACUAGAUUUAUAGAUUUGAUUCUUUCUCUCUCAGAAUUUUUGUCGACCGAAUUUCAUAUUCAUAUAUAGUUUUAUUAAAUAAUCUGGUUAGAUGAAGAUGCAAGAUUCGGCAGCUCAAGAACCGGAAAUUGCUAUAAUCGUGGGAGAUUCUUCUUCUUCUUCUCUUCAUUCUUCUUCUCAGGUAACAGAAAAAUCUACUGAAGAUGUGCCGAGCUGCUCUCACUUGGAUCUUUCAAUACAAAUACCUUCCAGAUCACUUCCAUUCGGUAACGGCCGUAACCCAAAGGGUUCAUUGAAGUCCACUCCUUCAUUCAAAAGUGGCACUACAUCCUCACCAAGAGGAAUCUUGCGGAAUUUAAGCUUGAAAAAGAAAGUUAUUUCUCAACCCGAAAGCGAGAGAAGCUCCUUACUAUCUCCUGGUCUCAUGGAAACCGCUAAAAAGCCUAAUGCUACUGGUUCCACAACUUCUCCAUAUUGGAAAAGAUGCUUAUCGCUUCCUAGUAGACAAGCUGCAAAACUGUCUCCUGUGGUUUCUACACAACUUUCAGCUGGGGUGCCUGGUGACCCGCCUAAUAAAGAUUAUUCAAGGUCCUUGUCCAUGCCCGGAAGAAACAAAGUUAUUGUGCGAUCCAUAUCUUUUGACAACCACAAAGCCCGUGUUUCCAGUGAAACAAGUGCAGAUCAAGUCUCUUCCGUUCCUCCUGAAGAAACUGAUGAAGAAAUUCCCGAAGAAGAAGCCGUGUGCAGGAUCUGUCUGGACGUGUGCGAAGAAGGAAAUACUUUGAAAAUGGAAUGCAGCUGCAAAGGUGAUCUCAGACUUGUUCAUGAAGCUUGUGCAAUGAAAUGGUUUAGUACAAAGGGAACAAGAACCUGUGACGUCUGUAGACAAGUAGUACAGAACUUACCAGUUACAUUGGUUCGUGUGCCCACACCUAAUCAACAAAACAACAGACGUGGUAGCAGUCAACAGAAUAUGCCGUCACAAACCGUUAGUGCUUGGCAAGAGUUUGUGGUGCUAGUUCUAAUCAGCACAGUCUGCUACUUCUUCUUCCUCGAGCAAUUACUGAUUCGUGACUUGAACAAACAAGCUAUUUACAUCGCAGCACCAUUUUCACUUACGUUAGGCCUCUUAGCAUCCAUUUUUGCCAUUGUUCUCGGUAUACAGAACCACUCUCCCUCAUAAACUCUAAGUGCCUCUCUUUCCUUUGUUUGCCAACAAAAUUUGAAAACGUUUUUUUGCUAUAAUCUGACUCUGCAGCUAUCAGAGAAUACAUAUGGACAUACGCAGCACUCGAGUUUGCGCUUGUGGGCAUGUUGGUUCAUAUAUUCUAUGCUACAGUUAGACUAUCGGCGACCUAUUCUAUACUCUUUGCAGGGAUUCUUGGUUUUGGGAUAGCCGUGUGCCUAAACUCGUUGUACCUUCAUUAUUUCGCUUGGCGUGUACGCGUUGCACAAAAUUCAAGUCCUGUAUGAAAUCUGUUUUCCUUUGUUUCUCGUUCUUCCUUUGUGUAUGUAUUAUGAAAGAAGAAGUUGUUAGUGAAGAGAUUCAUCAGCUUCAGCAGUUUCCUGUAAAAUGUAAAUAUGUACACUCUUCCUCGAAAAUGUUGCUGAAGUUUUGUUUUGUACCCACCCCUACGUGUUUUUCCGGAGCACGAUGAUGAUUUGUGAAAGAGAAGACAUUUGUGUAGUAAUGUAUGUGAUCUACUUUCUGUUUUGUUUUACAACGGCCACUUGGUGUCUCUGGUGAC